AUGUUCGACUUCACCGAUGACGCGUCCGGACGCGAAAAAUGCUACACUACAGUCUCCCAGCUACCUAGUUUCGUUGAUCCGAAACAGGUGCCGAGUAAAAAGUCACCAUUUUCUGCUAUCUUGAGCCAUCCCUUUGUGCAUACGACCGAGAUCAUUCUUCCAGAAAAUGUUUACACAGACAUUCAGACGUCAUUAGACAAGCUGAAUCAGCCUCAAUCCGCUCGAGUGUUUAUGUCACCCUCUGAUCUCUUAGAGCAUGAAUUUUUCAACACAUACAUAAAGACUGGAAAUAUUCUCAUGAUUUCCGAAGGCCGGGCAGGGUCUGACAAUGUGUUCACCCUACACGAUGGAAUCCUCAAGAUCGAGCUCGGAAGGGAAACCUUCGAGCGCACAGGACUCACCGGGAAACCCAUCCGAAGCGGUGGAAGAAAGCACGCCAAGGAGAGAUUUUUAAUCGAGCUAAACCUUCGUCUUCCCUCGAUGCUACACGGCAAGAAAGGGUUUGACCGGAUCGUCUGGGCCUUCAAAAAUGUGUUGAAUCAGUCUCUGGCUUGGCUUUUUUGCGACCUGGAGCCCACCUCGGGAAACCAAGACACCAAGCCGAUUCAAAAACAGAAUCCGCAGAUGAUUAAUUCCGAGGUACUCAAAUCCAAGUUGGGUCAAAUUUCCACGCCGCCUAUGCAAGGAUUAGUAUCAAAUGACAUGUCCGAGGCAGAUAUGCAGGAAAGCUGCGGCGCUUUUGCUGAAUGGAUUGCCAUGGUCCAACUGGGGUCACCCCGUGUUUCAGCUGGAGAUGACGUCGACUCGUACCUGAGUCGCUACAGCGUACCAGGAGUUGAUGCACCUAGUACCGCCAAUUUAAUUAGCCUGAAGUGGCAUGGUCUGAUUCCCGCAAAAUGGAUCCUACAAUUGCUCUUAUCUCUACUCCCUUCGUCGGCCUGGUUCGUUCUUUCCACUUCUGCACUGGAGAGACAAGUCGUAGAAGGAAGGGAUGGUUAUACGAUCGCGGUUGCUUCAAACAUUUACUCCCAGGUAGCAUCCUGCGGAAACGAGGGCGAGGUAUCUGAAUCUAGCAACCGCUAUGCGAUAUGCUGGGAAUUUGUUGGGGCGACUACUGUCGAGACUUGA
Messenger RNA from Penicillium daleae, 1128 nucleotides. RefSeq names its product ribonuclease P protein subunit p40. Gene Ontology annotation, molecular function: ribonuclease MRP activity; ribonuclease P activity. NCBI's taxonomy places the organism in Eukaryota, Fungi, Ascomycota, Eurotiomycetes, Eurotiales, Aspergillaceae. Gene Ontology annotation, cellular component: multimeric ribonuclease P complex; ribonuclease MRP complex. The coding region runs from base 1 to 1128 and encodes 375 amino acids. The record is from RefSeq and is a predicted model, not a curated record. The transcript has 7 exons. Gene Ontology annotation, biological process: endonucleolytic cleavage in ITS1 to separate SSU-rRNA from 5.8S rRNA and LSU-rRNA from tricistronic rRNA transcript (SSU-rRNA, 5.8S rRNA, LSU-rRNA); tRNA 5'-leader removal; tRNA 3'-end processing.